Messenger RNA from Enterobius vermicularis (human pinworm), 1452 nucleotides. The record is from the annotation of a GenBank genome assembly. NCBI's taxonomy places the organism in Eukaryota, Metazoa, Nematoda, Chromadorea, Rhabditida, Oxyuridae.
AUGUAUGAGCCGGGCAAAAAUCAGCAAUCAUCAUCAGCUGUUACGAAUUCUAAUACUUCUGCAAGCCUCCUCGCUAGUAUUGCUGCUAGUCCAAAUCUAAUGAAUGCAAUUUUGGCACAAAGUAGUUCUGAUAAUUCUUUUGAUUCUGGUAUACCUUCACAGAGGAGGUAUACAAUGCCGAUGGAUGCGGCUAACGCUGCGAGAUGCUCGUUUAAUGCUGGAGUUCCUGUGGAUGUAACGACGCCGGAGCUGGAUUCCAGUGCGCCUUCUAAUAAGAAAAUUCGUCGGCUGAUCAGCGAACAAGUUAGCCAUGAAGUAUUCCCUUCUUCGUCGAUCCCGCAUAACGAAGGUUUGGGCCAACAGCUGAAAGAUGUUACUAGUAGGAAAUUUAGCGCUAGUGCGACUCCGAACAUUGAGUCAUUGCUAUUACUUCAUCGCAUGUAUCAACAGUGUCUACUUAGUAAUCUCAUUAAUCCUAAUUCUGACGUUCUCGCUCGUAUGCAACAACUCAACUCUCUGCAGCAAAUUAUACAACCAUCUCCUCUUAAUCUCCAACCGAAUAUUUUCUCUGUACCAGAAAAAGCUCAUUCGUCUCUGAAUAUUUUAAAUCAUUCGUCCGCUGCAGCUGCGCAGCAGCAAACACAUACUUUUCCAGCACCGAAUCCGUUGGUAUCAUCACAGCAAAAUCCGUUGCUAACUCCAGUUAUAAACGCUUUGCUACAAAACAUGCAUUUAACGCAACAGCCUGUAAGUAGCAAUGGAAUCAGUGGUCUGCCGGUUGCUGCCCCAGCCGUCACAACUGCUGCAAGUGUAAAUAUGGUCUCUGGACCGCAAACCUCAUCUGUUUUUGACUUUUGCAGCCUGCUGCUACAGCAACAGCAACAGACAGCAGCAGCACUUGGGCUGACGGCUAAUGGUCAUAUUCAGCAGUUACAACAACCCGACAGCUCAUCGAGCACAGUGAUAGUAAAUGGUCAAGACCAUGAGGUCUCAAAAAGUAGUUCCGAUUCGAACCAAGCGGAUCUGCGGUCAUCGACUUCUUCAAAUUUGGGUUCUGUAAUACCUGAUCGCGUUCGGCAAAUCCCAAUAUGUCGUCAGCAAUUAGAGGCACGUAUGAUAUCAAUAAUUGCGCAAGAGUUGGAGUCAGAUGAAGAACGUGGAAGCGACAUUGCGAGUCAGAAGAAUGAUUUGUCAUCGGGCGAAAGUGAGAGUGAGGGGAAAAUAUCAAAUCAGAAUUCCACUUCGCUUUCGUCAAGUGUUGGAGAGGAGAGAAUAAAUCUGUUAGAAUCUAGCACUAAUGAAAAAAAAUAUUCGCAAGCGAGCAGUUCCAGUACUACUUCUGAUGAGAUGGCUGUUGAUGCUGAUUCGUUAUCGGCAUCAUCGAAGAGUGCAGCUGAGUUGUUGUUGAAGAUAAAUACGCCGGCUCCCAUUAUGAUUUCGCAUUCAUCAUAA